GAGAGAGAGAGAGAGAGAGAGAGAGAGAGAGAGCAAGAGAGAGAGUGACCAUCUCUUCCUUCUCCUCCUCCUCCUCCUCUUGCGCUGCCUCUCUUCCCUGACACACGCUCCAUCCCUCUGAUGCUGACUGGAUGCAGACUAGGGGAUUUCCAGCAGCCUCCUGAGUGUGUGUCCUCCCUCUCCUCUCCUCCCUACCCUCCUCCUCCUCCUCCACCUACCUUCUCCUCCAGCAUCCGGAGCUUCUUCCUCCUCUUCCCUCCUGCUCCUCACCACCAGGAUGUGGCGCUCGGUGGCUCUGCUCCUCUCUGGAUUCUGCGCUCUGAUCCACGUGUCGCUGCAGGGUCCUCACCAGAGGAACCUGCUGAAGAAUCUCCUGAAGGACUACAACCGGAUGGAGCGGCCGGUGGGGAACGACUCGCACCCGCUCACCAUUUACUUCUCCCUCAGUCUGAUACAGAUCAUGGACGUGGAUGAGAAGAACCAGGUGUUGACUUCCAACAUGUGGCUCCGGAUGAGUUGGUUCGACCACUAUCUCCAGUGGAACCAGAGCGAACACCCGGGCGUUAAAAACCUCCGCUUCACCACCGAUCAGGUGUGGACGCCGGACAUCCUGCUCUACAACAGUGCAGAUGACGACUUUGACUCCACCUUUAAGACCAACGUUCUGGUAAACUCCAGUGGCUACGCCGAGUAUCUGCCCCCAGGAAUAUUUAUGAGCACAUGCAACGUGGACGUCCGCUGGUUCCCCUUCGACGUCCAGAAAUGCGAGCUGAAGUUCGGCUCUUGGACGUAUGACGGUUGGCUGCUGGACCUUCAAAUGACUGAUGCUGAUAUUUCGGGCUUCAUGCCCAACGGAGAGUGGGACCUAAUGGGGGUUCCCGGCAGCAGAAAUGAGGUCUUCUAUGAUUGCUGUAAGGAGCCCUACCCGGAUGUCACAUUUGUUGUGACAAUACGCCGGCGAACGCUCUACUAUGCCCUGAAUCUGCUCAUCCCCUGUGUGCUGCUUUCUUCAAUGACUCUGCUCAUCUUUGUGCUGCCAGCUGACUCUGGGGAGAAGAUCUCGCUGGGUAUCACUGUCUUGCUGUCUCUCACUGUUUUCAUGUUGCUGGUCGCAGAGAUCAUGCCGGCCACGUCUGACUCCGUCCCUCUCAUAGGUCAAUACUUUGCCAGUAUAAUGAUAAUCGUUGGGAUGUCGGUCAUCGCCACAGUGGUGGUUCUGCAGUAUCAUCACCACGAUCCAAACGGAGGAACCAUGCCAAAAUGGGUGCAGCUCGUCUUGCUGCAGUGGGUAGCAUGGUUCCUGCGUAUGAAGCGGCCCGGAGAGAAUGACGACCCAGAGCGGCCCCCGUGCGCCCCCCAUCUGCGCCGCUGCUCCUCGGGCUCCCAGAGCGGCAGCCUCCCCAACCCUCCGGACCCCGUCCUCCAUCCGCUGCACCCGCAGAACCUGGCUCCUCUCCAGACGGGGCCCCUCCACGCGGGACACCCCCACCUCCACCUCCACUCCCAGUCCAGUGCCAACAACGGGAACCUUCUUUACAUGGGCUACCAGAGCAUGGAGGACCCUGCGAUGCUCUCGGAGCCCCUCCAGAGGAAUAACAUCUCAGUGGGGCUCUCUCGAGUAGCAGGAAGCCCGCCUCCGCACCUGCCAGCUCAGUUCUGCAGCUCCCCACCGCCUCCCACCCCCAACAUGGAUAAUGUCGGCUGUCCCAGCACUGUCUCCAGCGGUGGGGGGUUUGGAGGGGGACCAGGAGGACUUGGAGGGUGUUCGACUGCGGGGAUAGGAGACCUCCAGCUCCAGUCCAUCCUAGAGGAGGUGCGUUACAUGGCAGACCGUUACCGGGAGCAGGACGAGGCCGAGAGCGUGGCCGACCAGUGGAAGUUUGCCGGCGCUGUGAUCGACCGUCUUUGUCUGGUGGCGUUCAGCGUUUUCAACAUCAUAUGCACCAUUUCUAUCCUCAUGUCUGCCCCCAACUUUGCGGACGCUAUUUCGAAGGACUUUGUUUGAAAGCAAAGAGGGAAAAAAAGUGUGACGGGAUGGAUGAGGGGAAUUAAAUGUAAGAUGACGGAUGGAGUGGAACCUGGAAACACAAUUUCCAGCCGACUGUGGGCUUUGUGAUUUGUGAUUGCGAGGGACUGGGAAAUAGAAAAGAAAAAAAAAGGAAAUGGUUUUCUUUGCAAUACUUUCUGUUUUGUAACUGAAAUCUAAGAAGAAAACAGACGAGGAGGGAGAUACAGAGUGAAGGUAGAAUGAGAUUAGGCUGAUGCAGGGUGCUUUAUCAGAUCCUCGACAGGGUGAAACGGAUUGUGGUUAAUUCAGAGACUUUUCCUUAACAAUUAGGGGAGAGGUGGGUCGGAAAGGGAAAAGGGAAGAGAAGAUAUCAAUCCUGUGCAACCUCAAAUAACACCGGCUCUUAAAGCAAGGAGGAGAUUGAGAGGAGACGAGAGGAAAAGAGACAGGGCAGAGAUAGAUAGGGACAGAUAAAUAAGACAGUCAUUUGGCUGUUUUAUUUUCUCAAGGAGGGAAAGACAGGCCUUCACUCCCACACAAUGAGAGGAGACUGCAUCGGUUCAAGUGAAGUGAGGAGGAGAGAGUGCCCGAGGAGAGAGAAAGAGACUUUUACAAGGACAGACAACAAAGAGCGGUCAAGGAGGAAUGAAACUUCAUCCCUCGCGUCAUUGGCACAUUUGAGCGGAGUAAGCAGCUUGAUGCUCGGGUAUACAAACAUGGACCGAAAGAUCAAGAUCGAGAACGCUGCGGCGAGGACGAACAGACGAAGAUCUCAUCUAUUAUUCAAUCACAUCUAUCUAAUGACCGUCAAAUUGAAAGACCUGGGAUAAUCUUUAAGACUAAUAAAGCUUCCAAAAGAUGAAGUCCCCUUCUCCCUUUGCAGACCACUUUAAAAUUCCAAGGCCUUAUCUCUUUGAGACGAUUGCCAAUCUGCAGCAAUCAGUGGCGAUCAAAAGCCCCUCGGCUGCGGGCACGCUUUGAAGCGCUUAUCACGACUGAGCUAAACUGAAUUAACUGGUCAUCAACAAGGCAGUGGCCGGUGGCUGCACCACAGUGGAGGCUUGAACCGUUAAUAACUCAUGAAGCAGAUACCUAAUUGUGUCUGGCAGGAUCCUAACUGAUCAAACAUUGGAUUUCAUACAAAAGGUUUAAUAGCUCAAACAGGAGUUCAGGUCUUUAAAUCAGCACAAAUGGGGUUAAGAUCAUUCAAAAUCCUCAAGUUAAUGUGGAGUAUAAGUAGCAUCCCAUCAAAUUACUGUCAAAUCCCCUCAGGGGUUUAGAGCUCCAGUACUUCCCUGCACAGUGUGUAGCACACAGCCCGAUGCCCAAUUUGUUCCCUAAUAAAGUGGUAACUCUUAAAAUUGGACCUCAAUUAUAUAUCCAUUCUUUCCAUCAUCCAGCUUAUCUUUUAAGGGUCGCAAGGGAGCUGGAGUCAAGCCCAGCAGACAUAAGGCGAGAGGCGGGGUACAACCCGGACAGUUCAGUCCAUCACAGGACCAACAUUCACUCUCACGCUCACCUUCAAUUCAGAUUUUCCGAUCAACCUAACCCCAAACUGCAUGUCUCUGGACUGUGGGAGGAAGCUGGAGCACGAAACCCACACAUACUCCACACUUGCAAACUCCACACAGAGAAACACUGGCCUAACAGGGAUUCAAACCAAGAACCUUCAUGCUGUGAAGUGAUGCUGCCCGACAACUAUAGUUUCAUUUGAUUCCUAGAAAAAGCCUCAGUCACCUCCUAAAACAGCAGCUCCUGUUUGGGUCAAAUAUCACUCAAACAGGAGCAAAUAGGGAUCAGAUGUGGAUUAACACACAUUUGGUCCUGAAUUGAUCAUCUAUUGUUGUUGAUAUUAUUAUUUCAUUUCAAUAAGGAACAUAUUGACAGUGACAGUUGUGUUUUCACCACCAUCUCUUAUGUUGAAGAGUAUAUUUACCACAUCCCUAACAAGAGCCCAGGGGGUCGAUGCCAAUACAGAUAUUAGGGAGUAAAUAAUUUCUUAAACCGAUAUAUAAAGUUUGGCAAUGAAAUCCUAAGACGUUGUUAUUAAACACUUAUGACAAAGACGUAAACUAAGCUUGAAUAAAAUAAAUACAAUCAAAUAUAUAAAACUUGAA
Hippoglossus stenolepis (Pacific halibut) is the source of this 4125-nucleotide messenger RNA. It is a transcript of the gene chrna11, whose product is annotated as cholinergic receptor, nicotinic, alpha 11. The transcript has 10 exons. Lineage: Eukaryota; Metazoa; Chordata; Actinopteri; Pleuronectiformes; Pleuronectidae. Gene Ontology annotation, biological process: chemical synaptic transmission; monoatomic ion transmembrane transport; regulation of membrane potential. Gene Ontology annotation, molecular function: acetylcholine-gated monoatomic cation-selective channel activity; transmembrane signaling receptor activity. The record is from RefSeq and is a predicted model, not a curated record. Bases 278 to 2005 code for a protein of 575 amino acids. Gene Ontology annotation, cellular component: postsynaptic membrane; neuron projection; synapse.